GAAAUUGGAAAUAAUGUAAAUUCGUUAGAAAAUAAUGUAAUAUUUAUUCUAAAUCGUACGCGUAUAAUGUCAUAACUGGUAAAAAGGUGUGAUGGAAAAUCAUUCCGUUCGUAUUAAUUACGCGCAAAGUGUUCCUCGCGACGCGGAAGAGUUGUCAAUGGUACACGAAAGUCGCGGGAAACAAUACAUCGAACAUGUUAAAAAACGCGAGGAAAUAGUUAUAUUGGCAAACGACGCGAAGGGUGGAUUAUUUAAUCCAAGGGCGUUAUUAUUCCUAACGCUAUGGUAUGUCUUCAGUGGGUGUACAUUAUUUUUAAACAAAUACAUAUUAUCGUACAUGGAAGGCAACCCAACUAUUUUGGGUGCCUGUCAAAUGUUAAUGACAGCAAUUUGUGGAUUUAUACAAAUGUAUUUUCCCUGCGGUAUGUAUAAGGCUAGCUCGCGCCUGAUGCGACCGCCUGGUUUCUAUAAACACAUGAUAUUGGUUGGAUGUACAAGGUUUACAACUGUAGUUUUAGGAUUAGUAUCGCUCAAUUACGUGGCGGUAAGCUUUACUGAAACUAUUAAAAGUAGCGCACCACUUUUUACCGUCCUUAUUAGCAGAUAUUUAUUAGGAGAACACACUGGGUUAUAUGUAAAUUUAUCUUUAAUCCCUGUAAUGGGUGGUCUAGCUUUGUGCUCGGUAAACGAAAUUAGUUUUGAUUUACGAGGAUUUAUCGCCGCUAUGGCCACAAACAUGACCGAGUGUCUUCAAAAUGUUUAUUCGAAAAUGUUGAUUAGCGGAGACAAUUUCAAAUAUACGCCAGCAGAAUUACAAUUUUAUACGAGUUUAGCAUCAAUCGUGGUACAAAUACCAGUGUCAAUUUUAUUAGUAGAUUUGCCAGCACUCGAGCAUUCCCUAAGUUUUAAAAUAUUUGCGGCAUUUCUUCUAAAUGGCGUCUUCUUCCAUUUUCAAAGUAUUACGGCAUACGUACUUAUGGAUUACAUCAGCCCUGUAACGCAUAGCGUUGCCAAUACAGCAAAAAGAGCUUUUUUAAUUUGGCUCUCAGUUUUAUUAUUCAAUAAUUCAGUAACCGGUUUAUCGGCCCUUGGAACUUGUGCUGUAAUAGCUGGUGUACUAUUAUACAAUCAAGCACAAGAAUAUGAUAGGAUUAAAACUGCUAAAUUACGGCAUACUUCGAAAAUUAAUUUACAGUAAUAACAUUUUAAAAUCAAUAAAGAUUUAUAUAAAUAUUAAUACCAU
Molecule: messenger RNA, 1243 nt
Organism: Polistes canadensis
Lineage: Eukaryota; Metazoa; Arthropoda; Insecta; Hymenoptera; Vespidae
Product: solute carrier family 35 member E2-like
Exons: 5
Coding region: 92-1198 (368 amino acids)
Cellular component (GO): Golgi apparatus
Molecular function (GO): antiporter activity
Source: RefSeq, a predicted model, not a curated record